Molecule: messenger RNA, 1047 nt
Organism: Acanthamoeba castellanii str. Neff
Lineage: Eukaryota; Discosea; Longamoebia; Acanthamoebidae
Exons: 6
Coding region: 1-1047 (348 amino acids)
Molecular function (GO): protein binding
Source: RefSeq, a predicted model, not a curated record
AUGAGAAGCAGCACGAGCCGCGCUGCCCGCCUGACGGCGCUGCCCUCCAUCGGCACCUCCUCGGCUUCUUCCUCGGCGCCUUCGGCCACUGCCCUCUUCCUGCACCAUCAGCGGCGCACGUACGCGGCCAAGGCCAAUGCUCGGAAAUGUGGCGAAUUUAAGAAGGACAUGUUCGGGCACCACACCAUCAAGGUCGAUGAUGGGCACCUGCUGGUCCUGCCCUCGACUCGCACCCUCAAUCCCUUCGCCCGCCCGAGCGUGUACAAGGUCGACACCACAAAGGACGAAUGGCACUGGGAGGAGAAAUCGGUGAGCGCCCCGUUCCCACAGACCGGGCCGCGUGGGCACCUCUUCGGCCAGCAGCUCAUCGUCGCGGGCACCCUCACCACCCUCGGCCCCUUGAAGAGGAAGGGCAUGGUUACCUUGGACAUGAAGGACUUCACGACGUCGCGGGUGACCAUGCUCGACCCGGCAUCGCAGAAGGCCACCAAGACGGUGAACAUGACCAACUUCGUGUCGGAGGCCACCCACAACCCUGACAAGGUGUGGUUCUUCGGCGAGAACUAUCUCAACGCCAAGAACGAGAACGCCUCCUGCGAGGUGAUGGUGUGGAACAAGGGUAACAACACGCUCUACUCGGCCACGGCCAACACACUCCCCAUCGUGGGCGAUGGACCCAAGGAGAAGAAGGAGCUCGCGGUGGCUGCCGUGGGCAAGGACAAGAUCUACGUCAUCUCGCCCGACAUCAACAGCACCAAACUCGAGACCUACGUUCUCGACACCGAGCGGCUGGAGUGGUCGUUGGUGAAGACGAAGGGCGAUAAGCCCGUGAACCCGCGCGCUGGCUUCUCGAUCACCGCCUCUGGUGACAAGCUCGUCUUCCUGGGCUACGACAUGUCGCUCAGCGACAAGCUGAUGGAAGUCUACGUUCUCGAUACUGACACGUCAACGUGGGAGAAGGUGGAGUACGCCGUGAUCGGCGGCAAGGGCUACGGCUACUUCUCCACCUCUGUCAAGGACUUCUUCAAGCUCCAACUCGACUUCUAG